Molecule: messenger RNA, 3484 nt
Organism: Sycon ciliatum
Lineage: Eukaryota; Metazoa; Porifera; Calcarea; Leucosolenida; Sycettidae
Exons: 5
Coding region: 392-2287 (631 amino acids)
Cellular component (GO): mitochondrion
Source: RefSeq, a predicted model, not a curated record
AAGGAACCGUCUGCAUGCAGCAGUUCGUGGAGCUGUCGAGUGUAGGAGAAAUCGCAGGUGACAGGCAUAAAGCAGUGUUGUUUGUGUGUGUGUUGUUCCACUCUUCACUGCAAAUCUACGUGGAGUGCCGUUUUCCAUCAUCACACACAUUCUGCAGCUAGCUCUGAGGCAGUACAGUGCAAGUGGUGUCAGUAGAAUAGAUUUUUCAUUUUCAUUUGCCCAAUAAUUUUCGUCAACCACAGGAUCCGGGCCUGCGUAUGUGGUACAUGGUGGGUGGGUGUGUGUGUGUGUGCGCGAACUAAAAUACUUGGCGCUGUAGCACCCGUGGCCGAGGCACGGGCCGUGUUGUCACUGCUGGCAUCUGCGCCUGGGAUCCUGCAACGUCGUCACAAUGGGUGCGGGCGAUUCGGCCCUGUUGCACGAGCUUCAGACGGCCGAGCCAUGUCCACCUCUGGAAGACGUGGCGAAUAGCAUCAACGCAGGCCGAACAGGGAGCAGCAGAGGUGCCAACAAGCUGCGCUCUCGCCUGGAGAAGCUUCGCCUGGCCGGUGGCAACAGUGGACAGACGAGUUCAUCCAGCGGUCGAACUGGCUCAGCACCCGUCAGUUCAGAGUCAUCACCCAGAACAGGUCGGUCGUUCAGCAUUGGCAAGAAAUUCAGCAUUUCACUGGGCAGAAAGCGUGGAAAUAGCAGUGCUCAACCGGGCAGUUUAAAUUUAACCCCCACAACAAGUCAAAUGUCACUAAACGCCAUGGCAAAUAGCACUGAGGGACCUCUGCAAUAUGACCUGGCUGGAGCCGACGGACGUACGAAUCGAGCUUUGGUUGCGCCGUGCCGAUUCAGGGCCGCCGAUCGUAACGUUGUCUUUUUCCCCGGCGACGUACAGGACACGGCAGAAGUGAUGGUGAAGGACGUGCGCCUGUCCAACUGGGUCAGCUACUCGUACGAGGCUGUUCUUGAGCGUCUGGAGGCCCGCUACCCGACCGCCAACAUCAUACUCAUCGUGCCGAGUCGGAAACAUUUAGGCGCCUACAGCUGUUACGAUAACUUCUUGGAAACAGACACUUUCGGUGCCCCUACUAGCAACUGGUCCGAUCUCAAGGCUAACCUGCAUCUGUUCGCACUCAUCGACAGUCUACAGACGCAAUCGUCACGUGCACCGACCGCCAAGGGCCGGCAUACUCCUCUUGGCCGUGUUGGCUCGGAGCCCAUGUCGAGCUCCGCCUCGUCUUCGCCGGUGCAGGAAAACGUCAUGCUGCCCGAAGUCUGCAGCUCCGUUCCCGCCGGCAACAGCCUGGCUUCGUCGUCUCCGCUGUCCUCGCCCAGGUCCUCUGCCCGUGGCUCGGCAUCCAACUCCGCCUCCAACCCGAAGAGCGGUAUCCUGGCGAGGGCGGCCUCAUCCUCGCUCGGCGAGGGCGACAAGAAGUUCCGCAACGUUCCCAGCUCAAUGUCGCUCUCCUCGGCCGGCUCUCGCUACGUCGCCGUGGAGUCCAUCGACGGCUCGCUGCCGGUGACGCUGGUCGGCUUCAGCAAGGGCUGCGUCGUGCUGAAUCGCCUGGUGGCCGAGAUGAACCAGGACUCGCGCUCGGGCCCCGGCGGUCACCUGUCGCUGCGCCAGCUGUGCCGUGAGGACAACGUGCGCGAGCUGUCCGGGCUGCAGGAGAGCACCACUUCCACCACCGGCGGGGUUCUAGAGUCGGUGACCGAGGCCGACCCCAUCGCUGCCUCGCCGUCACCCCCGGCAACGGGCGAGGCGAGCGGCGCGCCCCGUUGCCGUGACGCCGCGGACGACAGCGUGACGGAGAGCAGCUCCAACGCUUCGCUGGGCGGCGGCGGCAGCCUGAGGCAGUCGGUUGACUUGAAUCGCGGCGUGGUCAACUCCCAGGCGCUAACCACCAUCCUACAGCGCAAUCUCAGCCGACGCGGCACGAAGGCCGACGACUCUGCCGAUUCGUCAAAGAAGGACAGCGCCUGGCCUCGCUUCCCGUGGGACCGCGUCGAGUCGAUUGUGUGGCUCGACGGCGGUCAUUCCGGCAAGGUCGGUGCUUGGAUAACGGAGAAGACGGAAGUCAGGACACUGGUGACCACCGUGUCUAACGUACAGAUUCACACCACGCCGUACCAGGUCAACAACACACACGCGCCGUGGAAGCGGGACGAGUACCACCAGUUUCGACAUCUGCUCCACUCGGCCGGCCGCGCCAAGGCCUCCGUCAACGUGUUUGAUCACAGUACGCAGGAGGAGCCGUCGAUUAAGGUCCACUUUCGCGUGCUUGACGUCUUCUAAAAGCACCGCGCGACGACGGCCAUGCCACGUGUGUUAUUGUCGUGCCCAGCUGUGCGUUCACGUGUCACUUCUUCACACGUUUGCCGUCGAGUGUUACCGACCGAUGGCGUUCGUGUCGGUCAUUUCAGUCGCCUGGCCGGCGACAAGAAUGUACAUGUUUGCACUCUGGGCGUCGGCACUUUAAGGCUUGUGUGUUUGUUUGUUUGGGAUGUGUUGUGUAGUGUGUGUGUGUGUAUGUGUGUGUGUGUGUGUGUGGCACAGCGGCUGUGCGUUUUAAGUCCGUGAGCGGUGUUUCCGUGGCAGCCCCUCUUUCUUUCUUUUUCCUGCCCGGCCCAUGCGCUCUAUGACUGGCGUUGUGCAUUUUUUGAUCUUAUGUCAGCUGAUGUAUAGUGUGUGUGUGUGUGUCUCCCCACCACACCAUGGCUCUCUCUCUCUCUCUCUCUCUCUCUCUCUCUCUCUCUCUCUUUUCUCUCUCUUUCUCUCUCUCUGCCUCUUGCCCAUGGCCUCCGAUAGCCGUGAGCUCUGGCUGAGCCCUGAGAACUCAAAGCAGUGGACAUGUUUCAAAGUCCUGCACACUUUGUCGUCCUCUCUCUUCGGCUUGUCCACGAUCCCAGCCGCUAGCAUGUUUACGACCCUAUGAGAUUCACAGUAAACCUUUGAUCAGUAGGUUUUUAUCACCGCGCGUUCGUUUGUGGUGUGAUCUUUCAUCUCCAUUCCAGUAUAAUUAUAUACAUUAUAUAUAAAUAAAUGUUUCUUUCUUUCCGUCGAGUUUUAGUUGAGACCGUAGCAUCUUAGCUGGUUUUAUUCAGAUCGCCGGGACGGCAGUAUUAUCAUUUCCACUUCAUCUUGAGGAGGUUUUUGACUGAGUUUUGAGCAUUUCAGAAUAUUUCUAACCUAUGCAGACUUCACUGCUCACUUCCUCCUCUCUUCUUUUUUCUUCUUUUUCUUGAGUGUUUUUCGUGCACCGAAUUAAUAAAGCACACGCUCACCUGGCGUUUGGCCGGCACAGGAAAGUUUAUUUUCGAAUUUCGUACACUCACACCGACAUUUAUUGAGACUGAUGGGUUUCUCCGUCUGUUCAGUUCCUACUCAUUUUGCUAUAGGUUCUGUACGUUUUUUUGAUUUAUUUUCGGCCCCUUGAAGAGUAUAGCAGGCUUCAAGUGAAAGAGAGUAUAAUCAUAAUAUUAUUUAUUUAUC